GCCAGCUGCAGGCGCAAUAAACUGAUCGCGUGCCCUCGGAAACACCCCGACUUGCGCUAAGUUUAAAUAGGAGGUGUGUGUGUGUGUGUGUGUGUGUGUGUGUGUGCGCGCGCGCGCGCGCUGGGUGACGGAUUUUGCCAUUUAUAGCGCGCACAAGUUAAGAGACAGAGUGUGAGUGAGAGCCAUACGCCUCAUGGAUUGCCACUUGUAGUUGUGCAGAAGAAAUAACACCAGCAAACAGAAUAGGACAAAAAGUCAACGCGGACUCUCUAAACUAGUUAUUUUUUAUUUUAACAGGAUUUCCCAUAACUCUAUACACGAAAUGGCACCGUCUCUCUCACAAGCCUACAGAAGGCGCUGGUGGAUGGCCUUGACGGCUAUAAUUGAGAACCUGCUCUUCUCUGCCGUGUUGCUGGGCUGGGGUUCACUCCUAAUCAUGCUCAAGGCUGAGGGUUUCUACUCACAUUUGUGCAUAGAAAAUGAGACUGAGCAUCAUGUUAACAGAAGCAUGGAGGAGAGCUCUGUGUGGCCGAGCUGUGAUGAGCAAGAGGAGAUACUAAAUCUUGGCUUUACGAUUGGCUCGUUCAUCAUCAGCGCAGCCACUCUGCCACUGGGAAUCCUGAUGGACAAGUAUGGGCCACGCCCCCUACGGCUGCUGGGCAGUUCCUGUUUUGCCUUCUCAAUGAUUUUGAUUGCUGUGUCAGCAUAUGAUCCUUCAAUAUUAUCGCCUCUCAUCUUUAUUGCUGUCUCCUUCAAUGGCUUUGGAGGAAUAUGUCUGACCUUUACUUCAUUAACGCUCCCCAAUAUGUUUGGAAAUGUGCGUUCCACCAUUCUUUCACUCAUGAUUGGUUCCUAUGCUUCCUCUGCAGUUACCUUCCCAGGAGUCAAGCUAAUCUAUGAUCUAGGGGUGUCAUUCCACUUGAUCUUCUGGGUGUGGGCAGGCUUGGCAUGCCUCGUCUUCCUCAACUGCUUAGUUAAUUGGCCUGUGGAGCCUUUUCCCGCCCCUGAGGAGAUCAGCUACAUUAAAAAAAUAAAGCUGAGUGGUGUAGCAAUGGAUCAUAAGGUAACAGGGGAUCGCUGUUACAAUCAUGUAACCACUGUAGGGCAGGAAAUGACUAAAAAACACGUUUUGGAGGAGUAUAAACAAGGCACUGGAGCAGCUGCACAGAUCCAGGGUACCCAGCCAUUUUGCCGUUCUGUGUGUUCUGCUAUCUUCUUGUGGAGUUUGAUCACCAUGGCUAUGACCCAGCUCCGCAUCAUAUUUUAUAUGGGAGCCAUGAAUAAGAUGCUGGAGUUCCUGGUUACACACGGUGACCCGAAUGCGCCAGAAGAGUUGGUGAAAGAAGCAGAAGAACAAGUGAGCUUCUACUCAUCUGUCUUCGGCACUAUGCAGCUGCUGUGUCUCCUGACCUCCCCUCUUAUUGGUUAUAUCAUGGACUGGAAGAUGAAAGAGUGCGAGGAGGAUAAUAGCUUGGUGGAUGGAGAGAAAAGGCCACCUAAGAGAGACAGAAAGAUCCAGAAACUCACCAAUGCAGUCAGAGCUUUUUUCUUCACCAACUUCUUGCUGGUGUUGUUUGGCAUCACAUGCUUGAUAGACAACCUUCCUCUCCAGUUGGUGUCCUUUGUUCUUCAUACUGUUGUAAGAGGUUUCAUUCAUUCUUGCUGUGGAGGACUCUAUGCUGCAGUGUACCCAUCUAACCACUUUGGCACUCUGACGGGCCUGCAGUCUCUACUGAGCGCCCUGUUCGCGCUCCUCCAGCAGCCACUGUUUGUCGUCAUGUUGGGUCCAUUCGGGGGAGACCCAUACUGGAUCAACUUUGGGCUGCUUAUUUUCUCACUGGCUGGCUUCCUGUUGCCAGGAUACCUGUUCUACCAUCGUAGACAACUCAUUAAACAGAAGAAGGUACGGGAUCAGGCAGCAACUGGCCAAUCAGCAGUUGUUCUUAACCAAUCAGCAAAUGGCCCUGACAAACUCCACAGUGAUGGGCUUGAUACAGACGAGAUUUAAGAAGGAACAAUAUAGAAAACUAAUUUGUGACAAAGUCAAUGCAUUCUUGCUUUUCUGAACAACAGACUUGAAUACAAACAACCAAAGCAUUACACCAUGGACAUUUUAAUGAGACAUUUAGGAAAAUUUCGAUUCAGCCAUAUGUUGGGAUUUUAAAAAAAGGGAGCAAUUACAGAAAGGUCCAAAUUUUCAAAUCGCACAAUUUGCAAAUUCUAUGGAUGCAGCUUUUAGGUCUUGUGACAGAAGCAGCAGGAUUGUUUUUAUUUAAAAAAAAUUAAUAGACCUCAUUUAUCAAGCAAAACAUCAGAAAAACAUUCGUAUUCUAUAAAAAAAGAUUUUUUACACACAAGCAGACUCAUUAAAGUGAACCUCGACUUGAAGUUUUCAUAUUGCAUAAUUGAUGUGCAUAAAUUAAAAUACAUAAGACUAAAAAAAGAAAUGGCACCCAAUAACAGGAGGAAGAGAUAGUCUCAGUCUGUGGUAGCCGAUGCAGUAGCUGAGCUGCAUUAUUGGAGGAUUUAACCACAUCGUGCUUAGAAGACACUCUUUCACAAUUUAGUUGUCAUUCUGUCAUUUUCAGCUCUCUGAUAGCUUUGCUUUUUAUGGUGUUUCGUGUUGUGGGCAUCACUAAACAUAAAUCUGCUGUGCUGUGAAUGUGCUUGGUCAUUUACAAGAGUGUACAAAGAAACUUGUUACCGAAACCUGUAAAUCUGGUGGGAAUUUAGGUUUGGCCUACAAAAACAUUUACAUAUCACAUUAUGCUGACUGGUUGCUAUCACCUUAAGCUACCUCUAGUUAGAGCUCAGUUAAACAUUACAUCUAAUUUGUAGUCUGUUGGUACUGCAUGUGUCUGUUUAGAGCUCUUUUUAAUAGUAAUGUUCUGUUAGUUACUGUAGUUUACACUGAGUGGAUGAACGAAUGUACAUUUGCUUAUUAUUCUGCUUACUAGUUUGUUUUAAUGCAUGUUUUGUUUGGCAGUCAGUGUUUCUAUUUCUUGUGUCAUGAGGUCAUGAGUUCAAACCCUAGCACUGUCCUGGUUGGGUCCUUGAGCAAGACCUUUAAUCCUAAACUGCUCAACUGUAUUCUGUCUCAACUAUAAGAGACUUUGGAUAAAAUCCUCAGCCAAAUGAGUAAAUGCACAUAAAUUUAUAGUUGUAAAAUUAUUUGCUAACUGCACUCUGAGCUUGUACAUUACUUUGCACUUGAAGUGUAUGAUUACAUUUUCAUGUCAGAGUUAUAGCACUAUAGAAAAAUUACUUUAACAGCAGUCAGUCUACUUUAGAUGCAGAAUUUCAUGAUAUUGGGAGAAUAAGAUAAGCUAGUCCUAUUUAUUGACAUACUGUAAACGACCUGAAUGUUUUUGUGGACUUCCACCUUAAGGUUUGAUGAGUUGCACUUCUGCUAUCAGAGAUUUAUUUGUCUGUGAACUUGCUUUUUAUGUAUUAAUCUUUCUCAUAACAAAUGUUAGACAACAGUCCGGACCUUCAGCAAGAAGGUUACAUGGUUAUAUAUAUGGAUGCACUAGAUGGACUUCUUUUUUAAUGAAAAUGCCUAGUGCUGUGGGAGCUGAACAGUGUUGGGUCUGUGAUAGUGACUAGAAUGUUGUCAGUUCAAAUCCCAGGGUUGCCAGAGAGCCACUGUUUAAUCCCCAGCUGCUUAGCCAUUUUUUAAAAUUACUUUCUGCCUCCUUUAUAAAGAAUUUUGGAUAAAACAAGUAAAUGCACUGUACUUUAUUUGUUAUUUGUUGAAAACCUAUCAGGGUUUCUAUUUAAAGUUUAUAUUUUAUUCUGUAAUCAGAAGUGCUAUUUACAAUGUGAGGAAACAUAAAUUACAUAUAUAAAUUGAUUGCUCUAUAUUUUCUUAAAUAUUUACCUUUGUAAAUAUUUUAUGAAUAGUGGGAAAAAAAUAGAGUGAAAUAUGAAUCACAAGCCAGUGUAAAAAUUGCAAAGUGUUUUACUGACUUAAUGAAAGAUGUUCAGUGUCACAGUGUCCAUGACAUUUUUUCCUUAUUAAUUUAUUAUUGCAUAAAUAAACAUACAAUUACUAACUGAUGUAACAAAUAUGGUUUGUUGUCUCGUCUGAAGCAUAUACACAAGUAACAUACAUGAGUAAAAAUAAAGGCCUGCAGUGCUCUCAUUUAUGCAAUCUCUCUCUCUCUCUCUCUCUCUCUCUCUCUCUCUCACACACACA
Molecule: messenger RNA, 4198 nt
Organism: Pangasianodon hypophthalmus (striped catfish)
Lineage: Eukaryota; Metazoa; Chordata; Actinopteri; Siluriformes; Pangasiidae
Gene: slc43a1b
Product: solute carrier family 43 member 1b
Exons: 15
Coding region: 323-2008 (561 amino acids)
Biological process (GO): neutral amino acid transport; transmembrane transport
Molecular function (GO): neutral L-amino acid transmembrane transporter activity; L-amino acid transmembrane transporter activity
Source: RefSeq, a predicted model, not a curated record